Lathyrus oleraceus (garden pea) is the source of this 672-nucleotide messenger RNA. RefSeq names its product cytokinin dehydrogenase 1-like. The coding region runs from base 1 to 672 and encodes 223 amino acids. Lineage: Eukaryota; Viridiplantae; Streptophyta; Magnoliopsida; Fabales; Fabaceae. The transcript has 4 exons. The record is from RefSeq and is a predicted model, not a curated record. Gene Ontology annotation, molecular function: flavin adenine dinucleotide binding; oxidoreductase activity.
AUGUUGGUGGGUUAUAAGUUUCUUGACAAGAAGGUUUGGAAAAAAUUUGUCAAGUCUCGUAGUUUUGAGGAGAUCCUGAUACAACCAUUCAAGAUUCUUUGGUUAUGUCGGCCCGUGAAGGUUCCUUUGUUCCAUAACUACGACAAGAGAUUCAAUGAAAUUGUCCCACAAUAUACACAUGAAGAGGAUGAUGAUCAAUUGCCUGAAAAAACUGUCGUACGUGGUGCAAGUAUCCAUUUUUCUUUAAAAUCACUUCCUAUAGAAGGAAACUUUAGCUUUGAUGAACUUGACCUUAAAAAUGAAGCUAGAGAUUUCGACAACCGGUACCGAUCUCAUCCUAUGACAGUGCUUCAUCCAAAAUCAGUUUCUGAUAUUGCAGUUACUGUAAAGCAUGUAUGGAGUUUAGGUCCUAGCUCGGAGUUAACGGUUGCGGCUAGAGGACAUGGUCAUUCGCUUCAAGGUCAAGCUCAAGCUCAUGGAGGAAUUGUGAUUAAUAUGGAAUCGCUUAAAGUUGAAGGGAUUAAGGUGUAUGAUGGAGAGUUUCCUUAUGUGGAUGUUUCAGGAGGUGAUUUGUGGAUAAAUGUUUUGAAUGAGACAUUGAAGUAUGGUUUGGCACCAAGAUCUUGGACAGAUUAUUUGCAUUUGACAGUUGGUGGUACUUUGUCAAAUUGA